This is a messenger RNA of Fusarium graminearum PH-1, 504 nucleotides long. RefSeq lists its product as uncharacterized. The transcript is spliced from 4 exons. The record is from RefSeq and is a predicted model, not a curated record. NCBI's taxonomy places the organism in Eukaryota, Fungi, Ascomycota, Sordariomycetes, Hypocreales, Nectriaceae. Bases 1 to 504 code for a protein of 167 amino acids.
AUGGGCAUGAGUGCUGGCAAGCAACACAAGGGACGCAUGCUUGAACCGUACAUACAGGUUGCUGAGGUCAUGACCUGUUCUCAAUUCAUUGGUCGUAUGUUCAAUUUAAGUUCCAAUGAAGCUAAAUGGGAGGUCAUUUUACCAUUCACGGAUGGUGAGAAUGUUGGACUUGACGUGCCGGCAUGUCUGCACGACUCCGAUAAUGACCUAUCCAGUUUAUACAUGAGCCGAGAGCUGCUGCCAGUGUCCCGCGACAACCUGACAUGUGCUCUUCAAGUUGACCUGAGAGGUGCCCCUGCUAUCGGCAGAAGAAGUCAACCUCAAUUUGGGCCACUGUUCCAAGCGCUAGCAAGAGCACCUCUCAGGUCAAUUCAAGAAGCACCUGUCAGGUUGUCGUGGGACACUGGGAGCAACUCUCAGUUCAUAUUUGGGCCGGUGCAAUUAGGCGAUCCAGCCUCGGAUGACCUGAGAUAUGCCAUCUAUCACACUCACGACAACCAGUAA